This is a messenger RNA of Saprolegnia parasitica CBS 223.65, 3875 nucleotides long. RefSeq lists its product as hypothetical. Gene Ontology annotation, biological process: phosphatidylinositol-3-phosphate biosynthetic process; phosphatidylinositol-mediated signaling; cell migration. The transcript has 5 exons. The record is from RefSeq and is a predicted model, not a curated record. The coding region runs from base 41 to 3826 and encodes 1261 amino acids. Gene Ontology annotation, cellular component: phosphatidylinositol 3-kinase complex; cytoplasm; plasma membrane. NCBI's taxonomy places the organism in Eukaryota, Oomycota, Saprolegniomycetes, Saprolegniales, Saprolegniaceae. Gene Ontology annotation, molecular function: 1-phosphatidylinositol-4-phosphate 3-kinase activity; 1-phosphatidylinositol-3-kinase activity.
AGCUGGUGCUGUCUCGAAAGCGGGCGUCCCAGUCUUUAGCAUGCGCGUCCCGCCCCCCGAGCUGCUCAACCCGUGCGCGGGCGAGCCGAUCGUGGCCGACACCAGCGGGCUCUGGCUGCCCUGCCCCGACAUGACCCACUCGCGCGAAAGCAUCGAUCUCUUCCGCGCCGCGGACAGUGUUCUCGUGCCGCCAAGUCUCGAGGCUGCGAUGCCAGAGUUCCUUCUUCCGCAGGCCCAUACGACCAACCAAGACCAUCCUGUUGCGCUCCUUGCGACAGUCGCCUUCGAGUCGAGCGUCGAGCACGCGACGCGCGGCGGCGACGAUGACGACGACGACCUCGGAUCGGCCGCGCGCCUCUCCGGCUGGGCCUGGAAGAAAGGCCAUUCCCACAAGGCGUACCAGCGGCGGUUUUUUGUGCUUCAGAACGGCGACCUCUCGUACUACAACGCACCGGUUGGCCGGCACGGCUUGUACGACCAGAACAAGGGCUACCGUGGGUCCGUGCCGCUCUCGGCCGUCACCUCGCUCCAGCCGGCGAGCGUGCGACUCGUGUCUGGGCCCGCCAACCGCAGUCUUCGAUCUCUAUUUGUCAAGCAGCCGUCGCCUGACGCCGAAGAGCGCUUUGGCAUCGACCUCGUGACGCCGGCUCGGACGUGGAGCCUCGUAUUCGACGACGCCAGCGCACACGCCAAAUGGACACGCGAGCUCGCGACCGCGGUGCCAACUGCAGCCGUGCACUCGGCCUUGCAAGGUGUCGAGACAAAGGAUGUAGCGACGCUUCGCUCGCGAUCAACCUCGACGCUGCCGACGAUCGAAUUUCCGUCCGACGCCUUGGUCGGCGACGUGCUCACGCUCACGCGGGCCAAGCUCGGGGUCAGGACCGGCAACGAGAAAGAUGACGAGACAGUUGAAGACGAUGACGUGAUGCACCACUUUGCACUUCGCUUUGGCGGACACCAAGCCUAUCUUCGGACGACAACCCACCAAAUGCACGACUUUGCCCAUGUCGCUGAGCUCCUGGCGACGGAUUCGCGCAGUCUGCACCUCGUCCUCGUGCACGUGCCGCCGAUGGCGAUGUCGACACUGAGAACGAACCACCGUCCACUGGCGAUGGCACGGCCCGCGCGCAGCCUCGAUGCGGCCAUGUCCUUUCCACUGACCAUGCCGUCGCUCGUCGAGAGCUGGCGCGUGAGCCAGUCGGUGCGCAUCUCGGUGCACGAAGCGCUCAACAUUCCACUCGUCGCGUUUCUGAAGCAGCCAUCGCACCUCGGUCUCGAGGCGACACCGCUCAUGUACUCGCACGUGGUCGUGCGCGUCGAGCUCUGGUUUGGCGAGACGCUGCUCGAACCGUGGCAGGAAACCGCGCCCGUGAAGCUGCAAGCCAAUACGUCCUACCCGGCGUGGACCGCAGUUUGGCCCGCGUCUUUAAAAGCGCUCAAGUCGAAGCGCAAGAUCAACCAGCUGCCCCGCGAGACGCGGCUUGUCUGUACGCUCUUUGGCGUCAAGAAAGACGUGCACGGGCUCGCCACGUGCCUUGGCGACGACAGCGACCGCGAGCAGAUUGUCGCCGCCUCCAUGCAGCUAUUCGACUUGCACGGCCAGCUGCGGCAGGGCCCACAGUACGUCGCGAUGGUCGCCCACACCCACGUGCUCUCGCCACAGUGCUUGGAUGCGUCCCAGCCGUUGCUACACAUGAGCUUUGGCGUCGCCGACUACCGAUGCUACUUUGAGCUCAUGCACAAAUCGGUCUUUCUCAAGCAGCAACGCGGGCGCAUGGCGUCGAUCGAGCCGCGCUGCGGGUGGCUUCGAAAGCUCGGGCGCGGCGUCGGCCGGCGCAUCUGGGCCGAGCGGUGGUUUGUGCUGGACGGCGGCCAGCUCCGCGACGCCGAGGACCCGGCGUUCCCGCCCAAGCACUGCAUCGACGUCUCGUCGGCGUCGGUGAGCCUCAUGGACGAGUUGAACGAGUCGUACACGACGUUUGCUGUCAACAAGGGGACGCGCAAGGAGCAGUCGACGUUUUGCUUUCAAGUGCUCGCGCAAGGGCACUUGUUGGUGCUCUCAGCGCCGACCAAGGCCGAUCGAACCAGCUGGAUGACGGCGAUUCAAGCCGCUUCCACCGACGUAGAGCCUUCGCCACUCUCGUACCUUUUAAGUCCGUCGGGCGGCGCCGAGAGUCCGCGCAGCAGCAAUGCGAGCAGCGUCGGCGGCGACGCCCUCGACGACGUGGUCGCGUUGCUCACGCGCGAUCCGCUCGCCAAGCUCUCGUCGAGCCAAAAAGCGCUCGUGUGGUCCAACCGGAAUGAAUUUUUGCAUCAGUUUGACAUGCUGCGUCACGUGCUCUUGAGCGCCGACUGGACAAGCCCCGUCGACGUCGACGAUGCCGCGAUCUGCCUUCAGAUCUGGGCCAAACCGGCAAUGGCAGCCGAGUGGCUCUGCUUGUUGACGCCGGCGUUUCCAAUGGCGCUGGUCCGCGACUUUGCACUGAGCCAGCUGACCUUGAUGCCACCCGACGAGUGGGUGCGCAUCCUCCCGCAGCUCGUACAAGCCAUCAAGUGCGAGCCGUUUCUGGCCUCGGGGCUGGCACUGCACGUGCUCUCGCAGGCGUGGACGUACCCGGGGCACGCCGGCGUUGCCCUCUUUUGGCUCUUGACCGUCGAAGUCGAGUCGCCGCAUGCAGGCUACCGCGAACGCUACGUAGCGCUGCUCAACGCCUACAUGGCCGGCGUCGCGCCGCCGAUCCGCGACAAGUGUCGCGCCCAGCACCAUCUUUUUGGCUCGAACGGUGUCUUUGACAACUUGAGUCAGUACGUCAAGAAGCUCAAGAAGAAGAGUGUGUCGAUGGUCGACAUCAAGCAAGCCAUGCAAGGGACGCUCGACGAGAUCAACGAGACGCUGCCAAGCACGUUGAUGCUGCCGCUCUACAACUCGGUCCAAGUCGGCAAGCUCCUCGUCGCCAAGUGCAAGGUCAUGUCGUCGGCCAAACUCCCGCUCUGGCUUGUGUUUGAAAACGCCGAGGCUGGCGGCGACCCCGUCACAAUCAUCUUCAAGUCGGGCGACGACGUGCGCCAGGACAGCCUGACGCUGCAGCUGAUCGGCGUGAUGGACGAGCUCUGGCGCGAGCGCGGCUUGGAUCUGGCGAUGGAGCCGUACAAGUGCGUGGCCACGGGCCAGCGCGUCGGCUUGCUCCAGGUCGUCUUGCAGGCCGAGACGACCGCGGCGAUCCAUCAGCGCAACGGAGCGCUCGGUGCGUUUGAUGACACGAGCUUCUCGUCGUGGUUGCGUCUGCACCACCCGACCCCCGAGGCAUAUGGCCUGGCCGUCGAUCUCUUCCGGCGGUCGUGCGCGGGCUACUGCGUCGCGACGUGCGUUCUCGGCAUUGGCGACCGGCACAACGACAACAUUAUGCUCACGCACGCGGGUCGGUACUUUCACAUUGACUUUGGUCACUUUCUCGGCCACUUCAAGUACCAGUUUGGCAUCAAGCGCGAGAAGACGCCGUUCGUAUUUACACCCGAGAUGGGCCACGUGCUUGGCGGCGUGAGCUCGGAUGCGUUUUCGCAAUUUGUCCAAACGUGCGGCGACGCCUUCAACAUUGUGCGCCGGCACGUGGCACUGCUCUCGACGCUGCUCUUGCUCAUGAUUCCGGCCGGCAUGCCCGAGCUGCGGGAUGCAAGGGAUUUGGACCACCUCGUCGAGAUUGCACUGCUCGACGUCGACGAUGCGACGGCAGCUGCCAACUUUGAGACCGCUGUGCACUACUGCAUGGGCAGCACCUUCAAGCGCGUCGACAACACGAUCCACAUCAUCGCCCACAAGUACCUGUAGAGUAGAAUCGCCGUUGAUGUUAGUAGUGUACAAUAUGUCUCAUACCCCG